Molecule: messenger RNA, 585 nt
Organism: Rotaria socialis
Lineage: Eukaryota; Metazoa; Rotifera; Eurotatoria; Philodinida; Philodinidae
Source: the annotation of a GenBank genome assembly
AUGUUUUCUAAUAAUAAUGCUCAACUUAUCGAAAUGCGUGAUCGAUCAGCAAAAUUACAAAAAGAAAAAGAACGCGACGAACGCAAACAACAAGGUCGAGAGCGUAAACAGAAAAGUGAACACGAAAAAGUUCUCAAUGCUAUUCGAGAACGAAAUAUUCAUUUACAAAAGGAUCCAAGCAUUGAUAUAUUUGAUAUCAGUUCAAAUCCAGCCGGUAGUUGUGUGCAAUUAAACGAAACUGAUCAAACAUUAACAUUUCCUGUUGUUUUUCUCUACCCGGAAUAUGCACAAACGGAUUAUGUAAAGACGUUCCAUGAAAAUACACGACUCAUUGAACAAUUGUCUGUUUUGUUUGAAUCGCUUGCACCUUGGGAUGAAGAAGGCAAAUAUACAUUAGAUCGAAUCGCGAUUUAUUAUGAAGAUCGACGUAAAUAUGAAUUAAAAACAGUUUCAUCCGAUAAAACAUUACUUGAAGUACUGCAGCUACCGGGAUAUGUUGUUCAACUUGGCAUGCCAAGUUUCAUAAUCAUGAUUCCUGAUUCUCCGUUUGCUAAACAUUAUCUGAAAAUGCAUGCAGAAUUGUGA